Nannospalax galili (Upper Galilee mountains blind mole rat) is the source of this 3716-nucleotide messenger RNA. It is a transcript of the gene Ttll10, whose product is annotated as tubulin tyrosine ligase like 10. Bases 283 to 2190 code for a protein of 635 amino acids. The transcript is spliced from 15 exons. Gene Ontology annotation, biological process: protein modification process. Lineage: Eukaryota; Metazoa; Chordata; Mammalia; Rodentia; Spalacidae. The record is from RefSeq and is a predicted model, not a curated record.
AAAGGUUUCCACCACAUUCCGCCCAGCCAGGCUGUGAUAAGACAGCCCUGUUAGCCCACAAGGCACCCAAGGCCCCAGGGACCAGGUUUAAACUUAUCUCCUGCCCAUUGUACCAGAGUGUGAUUUCCUGCUGUUUUUUUUAUCUGACCAGCCUGCAGAUGGGCACCCUACCACAGCAGGACUGAUGGACAGCCUCUUUGCAGUCAACACAGAGGCCAUACUCGGCAAGGCCAGGACAGUUCUGGCCAUAGAAGACUCACCCGGCAGAGACGGGAUGUAAAGAUGGCCUUGCACCCACAGACCGGAAGGCCUCAUGGCCACCACAGAGAUGAGAGUGAGCCACUAGCAGAAGCCACAGCCCAGGAUGCAGGGAGGCACCCUUCCCCAGGAUGCACGGAGGCACCCUGCCCCAUCCAAGGGCUGGGAUCUCGGGCUGCUCGAAGGCCCCAAAGGGGUAUAGUGUCUACAUCUUCCUCAAGGGUUCCUCGCCCUGGUGCCCUCAUGCCUGCAACACGAAGCUGCUCAAGAUUCAUCCACUGUCGGGGUCAGCCUUCUCGGACUCAUGUCAACUCCAAGAGACCCAAACGGUCCAGGAUUCAGCGGUGCCACACUCUGGUGCCAGACUGGACCCAUGAGAAACGGAUGGGAAGCAGUGUCAAGGAGGGGCUCCGGUCUGAGCUAAGCCAUCUGGACCAAGUAGCAGACCUUCUUGAGGAAGAAGAAGCUGCCAGGCCUCCAGUGGCCUCCCUGGAGGGGCUCCUGCUGGAAGGAGACAAGCAGCCCAAUCCUGGGCAGGGCCCCUUCUUUUAUAUUGGAGGCACCAAUGGGGCUUCAAUAAUCAGCAACUACUGUGAGAGCAAGGGAUGGCAGCGCACCCAGGACAGCCGCUGUGAGGAUUACAAGUUGAAGUGGUGUGAGAUCAAGUGCAGGGACAACUACUGCAGCUUCCGGGAAGGCCAGCAGCUGCUGUUCCAGCUCCCCAACAACAAGCUGUUGACCACCAAGAUCGGGCUGCUCAGCGCCCUCCGGGAGCAUGCACGCACUCUGAGCAAAGCCAAGCUGCUACCCAGUACCCAGGCCAAGGUCCUGAAAAUGGAAGAGUUUUUUCCAGAGACCUAUCGGCUGGACAUCAGGGAUGAGAGACAGAACUUCUUCACUCUGUUUGAUGAAACCCAGAUAUGGAUCUGCAAGCCCACCGCCUCCAACCAGGGAAAGGGCAUCUUUUUGAUCAGGACCCAGGAAGAGGUUGCUGCCCUGCAAGCCAAGACCCAGAGCAUUGAGGACGACCCCAUCUACUGCAAGAUGCCCUUCCGUGCGCCUCAGGCGCGGGUGGUACAGAGGUAUGUCCAGAACCCACUACUGCUGGAUGGUAAGAAGUUUGAUGUGCGCUCCUAUCUGCUCAUCGCCUGUGCCAUGCCCUACAUGGUUUUCUUUGGCCAUGGCUAUGCUCGCCUCACCCUCAGCCUGUAUGACCCUAAUUCCAGUGACCUCAGUGGCCACUUGACAAAUCAGUUUAUACAGAAGAAGAACCCCCUGUACAUGCUGCUGAAGGAGAGCACCGUGUGGAGCAUGGAGCACCUCAACCGUUACAUCAAUGACAAGUUCAGGAAGACCAAGGGACUCCCCAGAGACUGGGUCUUCACCACCUUCACUAAGCAGAUGCAGCAGAUCAUGGCCCACUGCUUCUUGGCUGUCAAGUCCAAGCUGGAGUGCAAGCUGGGUUACUUUGACCUCAUUGGCUGUGAUUUCCUGAUUGAUGAGAACUUCAAGGUGUGGCUGCUGGAGAUGAACUCCAAUCCUGCCCUACAUACCAACUGUGAAGUCCUGAAGGAGGUGAUCCCGGGAGUAGUCAUGGAGACCCUGGACCUGGCUAUUGAGACCUGCCAGAAGAGCUUGUACAGUCAGAAGAUGCUGCCUCUGCUGUCGCAGCGCCGUUUCGUGCUUCUAUACAACGGCGAGACAACCGACCAGUGGACGCGCAUGGGGGGCCUGCGCACCUUCUCCCGGCCACCGCCGGCCGCCCCGGGACCCCUGCUGUGCGCCUCGCGCCGCUCGCGGCCUCUGGUUUCUGGCUGCGCCCCCGAAGCGGAGCCCGAAGUUUCUUUGUGUCCUGGGCAGUCAGCGAGCAGCAGGGACCCUGCCGAGGAGCCCUCCCCGGGGACGCCGGAAGAAGAGCGCGAGGAGGAGUAGAGGUGUCUCAGGGACUCCUAGCGCCACGAGCUUCCGGCUGCCCAGUGCGCAGCUGCGCCCUAACCUUAACCCUAACCCUAACCCUAACCCUAACGCUCCAGAGGCGGGUCCCACCCGGGCGCCUCACGCCCUUCCUUCUGCCUAUGGGUCUCUGCUCCUCACUCUUCCCCCUGCUGCUUGUGCUCCCUGUUAGCACUGGCAUUUGAAAAAAACUUUGACCACUUCAGACCUCUGAGGUGUCUAAGCUUUACAAGUAAGUGGCCUGUAAGCCCCUCCAGCCACCCUCUGCCUCCUUGGUCACCCUACCCCACAAAACUCUAAAGACCCCCUCCCACUGACUUCAAAAUGCCGAGCACAGCUUAUACACUCUGUAUACCCUGUUCACAAAAUGGUCAUGGACAGGUGGCAGAUUCCUCCUCCUCGCCCUCCCUCUGGCCUUCCAUUGACCCCAGACAUCAGGACCAGUUCAACAUGUGGGAGAACUUCCAGGCUAAUCCCUGCUCUGCAUUGGACCAGCACAGUAUCUGAGGCAAGGUAACCUGCCUGGUUUGGUGGCCUCCAACUACUGUGACCCCAUUUCCAGGAUGCAGUGGCCUCGCUACCACUGGGUCUACUGCUGUUCUCUGGUCAGCAUAUAGAGAAGGGGUUCAUUGCAGGAACCCUCAACAAAAGGGCAGAACAGAGAGUGAACUGGGGCUCAGAGAAGUAAAGUGAGACCCACAGGUCCCAGAGGCAGUGUUCAUGGAGAUCCUAUGUGAACCCUACCACAACCACCUUUUCCCCACCACUCUGCUGCCACUCUGUCCUGGGUGUUCCAGCCUGCCCUCUCCCAGCCUGGCCUAUUGUAAGGGACACCAGGUGAAGUGAGAAGCAUACUCUUGUCCUUGUGUGAUCAAAGUCCAGUGUCUUCUGUUGCAAUCUGUAGUUCCCUUGGGAAAGAGCCCCUCCCUGGCCGAUAGGUGUCAGGGUAUCUGCUCUGCAAUCCACCAAGACCAGGAAGGUGAAGACUACCCUUCUCAGGGCCUGGGAGCUUAGAUCUUGGUGAAUCCACACCUGCUUAUUAGGGUUAGGGCCACAUUUCUGCUGGUCCAAGAUGCUGUACAGACAUGUCCCUUGGGGUCACUUAUCACUACCCUCAGCUUGUGUCACCCCCAAGUCCUGUGCCCCACAGCCUCUCCUCCUGUGUAUAGUGCCCUGCCCAUGUCAGAAUUGUGUCCCAUGGUAGCAUCACCAAUGUCAUGAACAUCCCUGCUUUCAGCUGCCACAUGGAACAGCAGCCCCAGUAUUAGAGGCCUCAGAAGUCAGUAGAGGUGGUGGAGCUCUCAGGAGAUGCUCCCACUGCUCUUAUGGGGACAUGAAGUCUCCACAAGGGGUGUGAUAUAAGUUCCUGCUGACAGUGGAUUGCCCUGUCCAGGCAGAGUCUCUACCCAUCACAGGCUCCCUUCAGGCUUGGGCUAUCUACUACCCUUCAUUCCUAGCAGCUGCAGAGUCUGAAUGUCAAUGAAAUAAAGGUUUCAGAGACCUCA